Messenger RNA from Beauveria bassiana ARSEF 2860, 750 nucleotides. RefSeq names its product short chain dehydrogenase. Bases 1 to 750 code for a protein of 249 amino acids. Lineage: Eukaryota; Fungi; Ascomycota; Sordariomycetes; Hypocreales; Cordycipitaceae. Gene Ontology annotation, cellular component: intracellular anatomical structure. Gene Ontology annotation, molecular function: oxidoreductase activity, acting on NAD(P)H, oxygen as acceptor. The transcript is spliced from 4 exons. The record is from RefSeq and is a predicted model, not a curated record.
AUGUCCAAAGUCUUCAUCGUCACCGGUGCCAGCAAGGGCAUCGGCGCCGCCGUCACGCGGCACCUCCUCGGACACCAGCACAAUGUGGUGCUGACGGCGCGCUCGGGAGACCUGCUGAAGCGCGUGCAGGCAGCGCAUCCGGGCCAGGUGGAAUACGUGGCGGGCGACAUGGCGGAUCCUACGAUUGCCACGAAGCUGGCCGAGGUAGCUGUCGCCAAGUUUGGCCGCAUAGACGGCGUCGUCAUCAACCACGGCGUCCUUGAGAACAAGAAGCUGGCCGACAUGAGCGUGGAGAAUUUUAGAAGCAUGUACGAGAUCAACGUCGUCAGCUGCUUUGCCAUGGCCAAAGCAGCACUUCCUCAACUACGCAAGAGCAAAGGCUGCAUUGUCUGGGUUUCCUCUGGCGCCGCCGUCAAAACAUACCAGGCUUGGGGCGGCUACGGGUCGUCCAAGGCGGCAAUCAACUCGCUGUCAAGUCAUCUGGCUGCUGAGGAAAAGGACAUUACGAGCAUUGCCAUCCAGCCCGGUCGCGUGGACACCGACAUGCAACAGCUCAUCCGGGACACGGGGUCCGACACCAUGGACAAGGCCGUCUACGACACAUUCGUGCAGGCCAAGGAGACUGGAGGGUUGUUGAGGCCGGAGCAGCCUGGUAACGUCAUAGCACGGUUUGUAGCCUCUCCGCACAAGGAGCUCAGCGGCAAAUUUACAGGUUGGAACUCACCUGAAUUGGCUGCCUACCAAGAGUAG